AUGAAUGAUCGAAAAAUCAGCACACUGAUAAGAAUGCAUUCAAUUAUGUACGGAUUUCAUUUUAGACUCACCAUAAAAGCAAAAUGCCCUAUGGAACUCAAAAGCUUCCCAAUGGAUAGGCAGUCUUGUCCCUUGAUAAUGGGUAGUUAUGCCUACACGUCCAAAGAUCUUAUCUAUCAAUGGCAAAACGAAGCCAGUGUAAAUUUUGUACCAGGAAUGACACUCUCCCAAUUCGAUCUUAUGAGUUUUCCUUACAGGAACUUUACAUUUACCAGAAGAGAAGGCGAUUUUUCAGUUCUUCAAGUUUCUUUUAAUCUUCAAAGACAUACCGGUUAUUUCUUGAUCCAAGUUUAUGUUCCAUGUAUAUUGAUUGUGGUGCUUUCAUGGGUAUCAUUUUGGAUUCACCGAGAGGCCACAUCGGACAGAGUCGGGUUAGGAAUAACUACCGUUUUGACAUUAUCUACAAUUAGUUUGGAUUCACGUACCGACUUGCCUAAAGUACGAUACGCCACUGCUUUGGACUGGUUCUUGUUAAUGAGUUUCUUCUAUUGCAUCGCUACUCUUUUGGAAUUUGCUGGUGUACACUACUUUACAAAGAAUUCUUCUAUACAUUACGAAAGUAGAAAAACGUCGUUGACAUCCAGCCCUCAAUUGCCAGCACCGGUACGUUUGACAAUGGAAAGGACCACACAAACUGAAAAUAGACUUCCUAAAUGGAAACAGUUUCUGUAUUGCUUGAAGGGUGACGAAAAGUUUAGAAAACAGAGGCAAAGAGAGGCUGCAAAUUCAGGGAAUAAUGGAAACGGCCAUUCCAACGUCAGGCAUAUAAACAGCGUUUCUUUAAUUGACAGGGCUUCAAGAAUUCUAUUUCCAGCAUCUUUCGGCGUGUUUAAUUUAUUUUAUUGGAUGGUUUACUUUAUGGCACAAGAUGAUUUCAAAUGGGGUGACACCAAAUUAAAUUCAUUAAAUCAUUAAAAUAAAAAAUUAAUAGUAAAUAGGUUACAGCUUUUCAGUAUUACAAAUAGAUUGUUAAAAUAUAAAAUAAUGUUAGAAAUGCUUUUUAUUUACUGUGUAAUUGUAGAUUUACUUACCUUAAAAUGUAUGUUACAUUAAACUUAAAUCGCUUUGUAACUUAAAACUCCUUGUUUGUUAUUUGGGUAAAAUAAAAUAUUCGUUAGUAUGAUGAAAUAAAAAGUUUAUUAUAAACCUGCCGAAAUGUACAGAAAGCCUUUUGUACAAGAAUAAUAACUAAGAACAUUCUGUAUUGGAAUUAAUUUAAUUUUUAAAUGAUUUAAAAAAUAAUAUUUACAAAUAUGAGGUAAAAAAAACUAUAAAUGAAUGUUGCCAUGAAUGUAUAAUGUAUAAUACAUAUAUUUACAGAUCAUUUACAGAAAUUUAUUUUUUUACACAGCAAUUUCUUUAAAAUCGUUUUAUAAUAUAAAAUUUAACAGCAACGUUAACAAGAAAUCUAAUUGCUAAUUUCUUGAACUUCAUACUUAAUAAGGUACUUUAAACAUUCUAAUUUAAUAAAUAAAAAAAUGUUUAAUUAUGUAUUCACAUUAUUGAAUUGCAUUUUCUAGAAAAUGUUUAAAAUAUCUUAUAGUUUAGUAGUAAAACCGUUAGUCUUAAUACUAAUAAACACCGGACACUUAAAAAUAUACAUCAAAAAUUAAUAAAUAGGUUUAUUGGCAGUAUUUUUAUUUGGUGUUUAAAGAACUUAUAGAUAUGCAUAAAAAAUACGAGAACGUUAUCGUUAUAUCACAUUUAAAAAGGGCGAACAUAGAUCUGGUUAAUAUUACCGAAGAUUUAAAAACAUUAAUAAUUAAAAAAAAUAUCGUAUAUUCUUAAAAAAAAAAACAAAUAAAAAAUCAAUAAUUGUUUUAUAACCUCACAUACAAAUUUCAUAAAAUAAUAUGUAAAAUUUGUCUAAAACUCCCUACAAUUAAAAGCAUAUUUAAUUUACAAUUUGUAUUCUCUAAGCACAAUUUUAAGUUAUUUAGUGUAAAAUGUUUUUGAGGUAUUUAAAUAAAUUCAAUCAAUACAAAAAUAAUACAUUGUUGCCACAGUAAAAACUUAUUGUAAAAAUAAAUAAUUGGAAAAUUAAUUUAUGUAUAUUACAAGAUUUCCUUAUAAAUAAAUAAAAUCUAAACUAAAAUGUUCACAUAUACCUUUACAAUUAAGAAAAAGGCAUUUGCUUGAACAAUAUUGCCCAGAUGAAAACAAUAAACUGCUUUUAAUUAUAUAAAAAUGAUUUUAUUAUAUUUAAAUUUCAUUUAACGUGAUGCAUUUUCACAAAAAAUAUGACAUAUUUAAAAAAUGUUUUUAAAUAAAUUGAUUAAAAUGAAAUAAUAUUCAUAUGGAUUUUUUGAUAUAUUGGCUCGGAGUAAUCAAUAUAUCGAAACAACCUUCCGACGAAAGGUAAAGACGAAAGGAAAACAAAAAGAUACCAUACCUUGUAGGUUAAUUUUUUAUUAUUUCGACCACAAUACCAUCUGCACAAUGCUGCCCAAGCCGGUGAAAGGUCGCGGGGGGCGCAGCCGCCACGAUCAAAUGUGACAGUUCGCGGUUGCGCUACCGCCUCCAGCACCUGCCGGGUUUCCGAUGUCACUGCUGCUGGACGGUAUGUCAAUCGUGUGGCUUUCCUUGCCGAAAAUCAGGCGCAAACGUUUCAUUGGUACGUGCGGCACUUCAGAGGCGGCUUGCGGGUCGGUACCGCUAAUGGCGGCGGCCGCCCUCAGCCGUCGCUCGCGCUUGCGGUCUUUCGAUUUGUGACGCUUUUUGCGGUGUGAGUACGGUGUGUAGGAUAGGUCG
Molecule: messenger RNA, 2811 nt
Organism: Brassicogethes aeneus
Lineage: Eukaryota; Metazoa; Arthropoda; Insecta; Coleoptera; Nitidulidae
Source: the annotation of a GenBank genome assembly